This is a messenger RNA of Racocetra fulgida, 198 nucleotides long. NCBI's taxonomy places the organism in Eukaryota, Fungi, Glomeromycota, Glomeromycetes, Diversisporales, Gigasporaceae. The record is from the annotation of a GenBank genome assembly.
GCAUUUAUAUCUUAAAGGUCAUAAAAUUCUCAAUAAUACUACUGUUAACACUGUAGAUUUUUAUAUUCGGUAUGGUGCCAAGACUGACUUUGUACCUAAGGUAAUAAAUGGAUUAGUAAAGUACCUCCACCUCGACUUCGUUGGAUAUAAAACUAUUAUUGAUAUCACUUGUGAUCAUCAAAUUAAUGAUGAAGGGGG